Messenger RNA from Plasmopara halstedii, 2790 nucleotides. RefSeq lists its product as uncharacterized. Lineage: Eukaryota; Oomycota; Peronosporomycetes; Peronosporales; Peronosporaceae. The transcript is spliced from 2 exons. The record is from RefSeq and is a predicted model, not a curated record. The coding region runs from base 1 to 2790 and encodes 929 amino acids.
AUGGAGGCGCGCACACAAGGCGCUGUGUCUGCGUCCACAGCGUUUUACGGGCGUUUGAUCCCUCAAAAAAGCGAUGAAGAGGAUGUGAAAGCAGCUUUAGCAGCUUUAAAUGCUUCGGGUGAAAGCAAAUUGCCCCCUACGACACACAAUCGUGUUGCAUCGGCUGCUCGCACGCUACGCAACGCGAUACUGAAAGAGUCACGCUUCUACCGCGUAUUACAAGAAGCAAAACUCUACACAAUUGAUUUUGGUGGCUUAGAUACAUCCACAAGUGAAAAUGCAGCUGAGAGUGGCGAGAAAGCUACUGAUCUUGACGAUAUACGACGCCGUGCAUCGUCAUUGGCCGAAAGCGACUAUAAGGUCGUGCGAAUACAAGAAUUGGCCAAGCUCGGUAAUGGACGCACAUCAUCUGCUCGCAAUCGGCAACAAAUGAUGCAGCAAGAUCGCAACGCUUAUAGCGUCAUGAAAAUGCCAGAAGAAAUCGUGGCCAGCAACGGACGCUUACAGUGUCUUGUUGGUGCAUCGAACGCUCCUACGUGGUUUAUUCGCUUGACGCACGUGAAGGAUGCAUUCAUGAUGUUAUCAACCAAAGAAGCUGGUAUUGCUACGGAAAAAGAAUUUCUCGAAUCACUUCCCGAAUCUCAAACAGCUAUAGUAAACAAAGGCCGAUUUUACUAUCGAGUUUUGGUACCAAUUGAGCUUCGAAGAGCCCCAGAUUUAUUGUCACCGGUCAUUUCACGACAUGUUUUUAAGAAUGCAGAGGAGAUUAUUGAAUGUCAUGAAACUUAUCGCUGUCCACAGAGUGGAGUGACGUUUGUGAAACUGGCGUAUGAAGAUGGGUGGCUUUUUGAGACAUUGAACUCGGGAAUUAAAGUGCUGGAACGACUGGCCACUGAGCCGAAUAUCGAGUAUGGUCAUUUCUUUUUUGUUGUCAAAAUUCCAGUCGGCAUUAGAGUGGCUCCGCAUAUAAUGGCACAGCGUUCUGGGAAAGGCUUUAAAUUACAUUCAAUUGUCGAAGCAUCGCAACGAUUUACGCCUCCUGGAAGCAAAAUUACAUAUGUACGAGUGUGUAGGGAUAAAAAUUCGCGGUGUGGCUGCUCUCGAAGUCAUGCAGGAAGUGCAAGUCCAAAGUUUACCGAGCGUAAACUUAGUGCUGGUGGCGGAGAGGUCGGAGUUGACGACAAUUCAGUAGAAAAAGCUUUUACAACUUUACCCGCACCUUUAUCUUGUCAUGGCGGCUGGAUCUUCGAGACGACGAUGGACGGACAAGUGGUACUUGAGCCAAUGCCAGAGCCUAAAGUGCGCCAGGUUGAACGCCUUUUUUAUCUGGUUUUAGACGAUGUCGAUGUACUCUCAACACCAGGGCUAAAGCGAGUUGUAGUUUCAAGUCCAUCCAGCCCUCCAACAAGACGGAAAAGGCUAAAAGACACACUAAUCGAGUGUAGUGAGCGCCUCGUACCUGCAACACCACCCGUAUCGGACGAUGAUGAGCAGGAUGUACCGGAGAUUGGCUUCGUAAAGCUCCGACAUGAUGCAGGUUGGAUCUGCGAGCGGCAUUUGCAUCCGCCGUAUGCAUUGCUUUUGGAACAAGUGCAAGGAUACGCCGUAACCCGUGAUUUACCCAAGUUUUAUCGUGUCCUUGUACCGGUGUAUUUACGCUCAGCCCCCGACUUCGAAUGCCCACGAUUACCUGGUGUGGCUCCCAUGACGGCUGGAACUGUAUUUGAGAGUAGUUUGCAAUAUACACCACCAGGCAGUCGCAUCACGUAUAUCAAAGUAGCCAGUGCAUCACACCCAGCAGCAAAUGGUGCGUGCAGCGGCUGGCUUUUUGAUCAAACACCAAGUGGAGAUCAAAUGCUUGAGGCUGUGGACGAAGAUCCUGAGAAGAAAAAUGGCAAAUUCUUCUUUCGAGUCAUUAGUGAGAAGAAAGAAGUGCUUCUGUCGCCUGAGAAAACAAGCGAAAUCGUGCGGUAUUUGUUUGCCAAUACUAUUAUUUCAGCUGAAAUGGAGUACACGCUACCACGAACACAAGAGACAUACGUACGACUUUCGAAAGAGAAAGGUUGGGUGGCGCUUGAUCCCUCACGAUCACGAACCGGUAGUUUGACAAGCCAUCGUUCUAGUCGCAAUAUAUUUGCCAUGCAAACUGCAAGCGAGAGUGAAGAUUGUCCUCCUCGAACGCUUGUGCGAAUAUCUGAGGAGCUCUAUAAUCUCUACGCGAUGCCUCCGAGCUGGGUCAGUAUUGGACAUCCAAAUCGAACAUGGUUCAAAGUACCGGAUGAGACUUGUCGAACAAUAUUGGCAGAAGAGACCAUUCUGCAAAUGUCGGUGUUUGAGUCGCGCAAUAUAUUGGCUUCCUGUUCUCAAGGUCGGGAAGGUGUACCUCUUUCACGAAAAGGUACACUUAGUCUGGAUGAUGGCAAUACUGUGUGGCAUUGCACUUUGGAGGAGAUUAAGCAUCCAGCUAGUGCAUUAUUGUUCACAUUUCCAUGGAAACAAGUAUGGUGGGUUUUUGAAAUGGAAGGAUCUGCCGAUCGACAUUGCGUCGAGUUGCAGCACGGUCUUCGCGGUGGUUUUCGCUCUAUCUUAAUGGAUGGCGAAAUCUUGUUUCAAAACCGCAGUGUUUCGGAUAUAUUGUGGGAUUCUGGCAGUGAAUUUACGUUCACAUGGAAUGAACACACUUUUAAAGUGCUCAUUACUCUUGAAGGAGCGUUUUUUUCGCAGUAUUUGCAGUUCUUUAGUUACACGUUGCUGGUUGAUGAAGAAAAUAUUGUGCCUCUUGACCAGUAG